Messenger RNA from Centruroides sculpturatus (bark scorpion), 606 nucleotides. RefSeq lists its product as uncharacterized. The record is from RefSeq and is a predicted model, not a curated record. The transcript has a single exon. Lineage: Eukaryota; Metazoa; Arthropoda; Arachnida; Scorpiones; Buthidae. Bases 1 to 606 code for a protein of 201 amino acids.
AUGGAGAAACUGCAAGCAAGAGUCAAGAGAUUCACAACCACUCCUCCAGCCAAAGAACUAGGCAUCAAGAAUAUAAUUGUACAAUCCCCGUCGACUCCAAAGCUUUUUGGAUUUGCUAAAACCCAUAAAAAGAACAAGGAUAUAAGACCAGUCGUCGAUAAAGCAUACGCUCCUACAAUAUUACUAGAAAAAUGGUUACACAACUUUGUUUGGAAACAUGCUCCUAACAAUCCGUACAGCGUCAAGCAACCGUUAGAGGUUUUAAACAAAAUGGCUAAUAUUAACUCGCAGGAAGUUAAAUAUAUGACAGUGUUAGACUACAAAGCCUUAUAUCCAUCUGUUAAACUGGAACCGUGUUUUUGUCAUCUAAGGGAUAUACUACUUAGCAAGAUCCCUUCUCCAAGAAAGAAAAGAAAAUACAUCUUAGAAUUAAUGCACCUUACCAUUUUCUCUGUGCUAUUUAGCUUCAAAAGUGUUACCUACACACAACAAAAAGGAGUAGCUAUGGGCAGCCCCCUUGCAGGUACACUAUGUGAAAUGAUACUAGCAAGGCUAGAAAACGCAGUGAUGCCGAAAUAUGAAGUGCAAAUGAUAAUGUAUGUUUGA